GUAUACGUGUGGUUGGUGAGAAAUAUGUAUGUUGCCGCUCAGCUGUGCCGGAAGCCGGAGCAGGCCGGAGAUCGAAGAGAGCUUUGAUUAAAUUCGGCAAUCAAAUUCUCUUUUCGGGAAAGCAUACUUUUUACCUAGUUGCAGCCAGUUUAUUUACAGAAUAAUGGCGCUCAGUCCUACAACGAUGUCGAAAUUGAAGAACAAGGAUUGCGUGAAUAAGAUGAGACAUGGCUCACCGAAGUUGCUGGAGAUGCUGCGAAAGAGAUGUCGUCAAAGAAUGCGAGAGAAGCGCGAUCAGUUAUUUAAUAGAAACAGAUUCGCCUUGGAACCGAAACCUGUGCAGCAUGCACUGACAGAAAUUGUACGCCAAGAAUUUAAGAAUCUAACAACAUCAAAUGAUCGCAAUGCAGAUCUUCCAUUCAAAGUAAUUGACGAGCCUCUAACAUUGGAAGAAGCAAUCGAGUUAGAAAACGAAAUUGUUCGUGAAGAAGAGCAAUGGAUAUUUCAAGAAUAUGAGAAGAUUUUGCAAGACGAGCUUGAAUACCUAGCGAUGUUUGCUGACAAUGAGAAUAGAGAAAUAUUCUGUCCCAUAUGCCAAAAAGCUAUAUUAACAGAAGGAAAUGAUUGUGUAAAUUGUCUAGUUUGUGGAUUAAAAUUGACAGGUCACAGUAUGCAAGAGGUGAGACAUUUAAUUAAUGAGAGUGUGAACAUCCAUGCGUUCAAUUGUGUCCAAAUACCAGCAUUCGUAGUAAUACCUGAUAACAAUAAUCUCAAUUUAUAUCUGGUAUGCCAUGACUGUUCUACUUUAGCAUUGAUUUGCUGAUCAUUUUAUUAGUAAUUAACUUAUUGAAAAUAAGACUGUUAGGUAACAUACAACAAAAAAUACAUACAAAAAAAAUUUUAAAUGCUGUCACUAUCCAAUGUGUGUCCAAAGAAUAAUUUGCAUUAGAACAAAGUUUUAAUGCUGAUUAUAAUUUCCUUAACAUUAAGUUUUUUUGUAAGAAAAUAUUUAUGAAUUUAUAUAGAUUACGUAUAUCUUUCUAUUUAUAAAAAAAUCUAAAAAUUAAUUGCUGAGUAUUAAUAUUCAUUAUAAAAACUUUUCAAAUCUUUCGUUUUCAAUGCAAAGAGCAAUGGAAGAGCACAUUUGCGAAGUUUUUUGAAUAUUAGAAAAGAUUGUAUUAUCUGUUUGUAUUCCAUGAUUUUGAUUAAUCUUAACUUUGAUUAACAAAUUAACCUUAAUUUUAAUAUAGAUAAUAUCAUAUAGUAUAAUUUUUUAUAAUAUUUGAUACGCAAUACAAUAUUGCGAGGUAUAAAGAAAAAAUGCAUCAAGUUGAAUUUCUUCAUAUUGUUGUAACAUUUGAAUAGUAACAUGUGAAUCUUUAUGAUUAUAUGAUACAUAUUGUACAAAAAAAAAAA
Molecule: messenger RNA, 1416 nt
Organism: Pogonomyrmex barbatus (red harvester ant)
Lineage: Eukaryota; Metazoa; Arthropoda; Insecta; Hymenoptera; Formicidae
Product: RPA-interacting protein
Biological process (GO): protein import into nucleus
Cellular component (GO): nucleus
Source: RefSeq, a predicted model, not a curated record